UAUAUACUGGUAUAUAUAUGUAUGUAUUAGAAUAAAUACAGUGCAUGGUAUGAAAUUACUAGAUAAAUUAAGAUAAUUUUGCUGUGCAUUAUUAACAAAUGAAUGGUUAAUUAAAGAGAUUAUAUUGACAACAAAGAGUGCAAUUCCUUACAAUUUGAAGUACAUACCACAAAGUGAAACUUUUCUUGAAAAAAAGUCUCUUGCUUGUAUCUUGUACCUAGGUUGGAAAAAACAUCAUCCUUACAGCAAUAUUCCAACAAGUCCAUAACUUGAUCUUGGUCCUGUAGGUUCUCAACGGUUUCCAAUUUUUGACGAAAUUGAUGCUUGAGAGUUGAAAGGACAGAAGCAAUCAAACUGCUCGUCGCAUCCAUUACUUUGUCAACCGCAGUUUGAGUUAGCUGACUUUCUGCUUUUAAAGCAAGCAAAUACUCAGCCGUUUGCGAGAGUCUCACGUCUGAUGGGUCACACGUGUCCAACCUUGCUCUCUGCCCGGAAGUAUCGAAGUCAUCUGACUCCGUGCCCUCCACUGCUGCGUCAAUUCCGAGCAUUUCACAGUGUUCUGUCUGAAAUGAAAUAUUGCGUGAUUCAAGAUCUUGCAGUGCACCAUGUGAUCUGCGUAGAUGUUGACUGAAGCUCUUCCACUUCUUGAAAGUCUGACCACAGCCUUCAUGGCGACAGUGAACAACAAAAUUGGGAUGAUGCUGAUGAACUGUGCGAGCGUGAUUCAGUAAACCAAAGCUUGACCGUGCCCUGUAGUUGCACAUGGAACACGAAGCCAUAACUAUCGGUUUCCACUUCCGGAACAAACGAGAUCCCGGAAGACACGCCUUGUUGCGCAGCUGAACAAAAAAGCGCGCGCUGCUGACCUCGUGAAAGACCACAACGAAAGGACAGUUUCUGUGAGCUAACGUACACGGCAAUGGAUCUCGAUGAUAUGUCUGUGGCAGGCGUGUCGGCUUGGCUAGCGAGGAGGUCGUUUAGUGAAAGAGUUCGAGCCUUUUUUGCAGAGAAUGAAAUCGAUGGAACGGCCCUUAGAAGCCUACUUCAAGACCAAGCAGAAUUGAAGACAGCUCUGCCUAUUAUGGGAGACAGACUUCGAUUGAAACGAGCGGUUUUGGACGAUUUCUGCAUUGGUUGGAUUGAAGGUUCAUCCUCAUCAACGACUUUGUCUACUAGUAGUACUGUUGGAACACCAAACGAAGAGAGUUCAGAUGUCUAUGAAAUGUUAGAUGUGCCUGGUUGUUUGGAGACGGAAACAGCUGCUGAUUCUGAUAAAGAAGAAAGAGAAGUUCAAGAGGAUACGCCACCUCCCAAGAAAAUGAAGAUUUCAGCAUCUAUUCCUGAUCCAUUUGUGUUUCCCAAAAUUUAUCCGGCAAGAAUACAGCAAGCUGUUGUUUCUGGUAAAAUCUAUGGGACGGAUCGCUUAGCAUUCAUUAGAUAUAUAAGUGACUUCAUGGCGGGAUAUAGUAGCUUCCCAUCACCAUCUGAGUACCAACGUGUGGCAUGCGAUAUUGUUGAAAAAUAUCCAUGUCUGGCAGACAAGUUGCAAGGACAGCCAGUAUGGACAACUGUCAAGGUUCAGCUGUCACAGCGAUUUAGAAACAUACGGAGCUAUUCCAGAAAGUCUUUUCAGAGCACUGGCCAGGGCAGAAGGAAAGCAAGGGCAGGGACUACUUCAUCGGCUCGUCUUGAUGAUUGUCUAGUGGCAAAUGAUGCUGACACGAGCAACGAAUCUAUGUCAUCUGACAUUGUCGCGUAUGAUAGAAAUGUUGCAAAGAUGAAAGCAGAAUGCAUGUCCAAAACACCAAAUAGACAAGCACUGACCACUCUAUAA
Corticium candelabrum is the source of this 1834-nucleotide messenger RNA. RefSeq lists its product as uncharacterized. Bases 920 to 1834 code for a protein of 304 amino acids. The transcript has 4 exons. NCBI's taxonomy places the organism in Eukaryota, Metazoa, Porifera, Homoscleromorpha, Homosclerophorida, Plakinidae. The record is from RefSeq and is a predicted model, not a curated record.